Lolium perenne is the source of this 1313-nucleotide messenger RNA. RefSeq lists its product as uncharacterized. Lineage: Eukaryota; Viridiplantae; Streptophyta; Magnoliopsida; Poales; Poaceae. The record is from RefSeq and is a predicted model, not a curated record. Gene Ontology annotation, cellular component: extracellular region.
UCAAUUAGCAAAAACUAAGCGCAAAAGGUUGAGCAACCAUGCACGCCGAAAAGCUCGUACCGGCGGUGAUCGCCGCCGUAGCCGUGGCGUGCCUGCUAUUCGCUGGCCGCGCCCAUGGCCUGGAGGGAUACGUUCCGGCGGCGGCGAGCCAGCAGCAGGUGGAGGAACCCCUCGCCAUUAACAAGAACGACGAGUUCCUCCCGCAGCCGGAGGUGAUGCCGGUGCCCACCCAGCUGUUCAGGAGGCCGGGCUUCGCCGUGUACGCCCCGCAGAGGGAGGAGGCGACGACGCAGCCGGGCGCCGACGCCAACCUCGCCGGGUCGUUAGACGGUUACUUCCGGCAGCCAACGAUGACCGAGCCUGAGCCGGCGGCAGAAAUAACGACCGAGCCGGAGGCGGAGCCAGCGCCCGAGACCACGAAGCCAGAGCCAGAGGAUGAGCCGGCGGCACCGGCAAUGGCGACCAAGCGAGAGCCGGUUACACCCACGGCGCCAGGGCAGGGAGACUUUUACCGCACCGGAGAGACGCCGACCUCGCCUGAGCCGCCCGCGAAGCCCUCUUCUCCGUCCAGCGAUGACAAGAGCUCGUACAGCGGCGGCGGCGGUGGCGGCGACAACAAGCAGGUGGACGACGACGGCGAGCCGGUGGACGGGCUGAGCCCCAAGGCCAUCGACAACAUCCUCAAGGAGCACAACGCGUUCCGCGCCCAGGAGGGCGAGCGCCCUCUCACGUGGAACACGACGGUGGCCAAGUACGCGCAGCAGUACGCGGAGCAGCGCAAGGGGGACUGCGCGCUGAAGCACUCGACGGGGCCGUACGGGGAGAACCUGAUGUACGGGGACGGCAAGUCGUGGACGUGGCGGCACACCGUCGACGAGUGGAGCGAGGAGAAGAAGAACUACCACUACACCACCAACACCUGCGACGCCGGCAAGAUGUGCGGCCACUACACGGCCGUGGUGUGGAAGGACACCACCAGCGUCGGAUGCGGCCGCGUCACCUGCACCAGCGGCAACACCCUCAUGGUCUGCAGCUACUACCCGCCGGGGAACUACGACGGCGAGAAGCCAUACUAACUUUCCGAUCAUCGUCAUCCAUCUCUCUAUUCCAUGAAGAGGCCGGGGGCUUCCCCUUUUCGAAAACAAUCUCUCUCUCAUCAACACUAGCUCAUGGUUAAUUUAUUUCAACAUGCCGGAGCUACAACCGGCUUCUGACUUAAUUGGUGUAUAAUUCUUCAAAAAAAUGAUGUACAAUUUGUAUCAUAAUUAGUACUUUCGACUCUCGGAGGGAAAUCUAUGCAACCACUUACCAUU